Messenger RNA from Schizophyllum commune H4-8, 3842 nucleotides. RefSeq names its product histidine kinase. The coding region runs from base 187 to 3513 and encodes 1108 amino acids. NCBI's taxonomy places the organism in Eukaryota, Fungi, Basidiomycota, Agaricomycetes, Agaricales, Schizophyllaceae. The transcript has 24 exons. Gene Ontology annotation, biological process: protein autophosphorylation; phosphorelay signal transduction system. Gene Ontology annotation, molecular function: histidine phosphotransfer kinase activity; phosphorelay sensor kinase activity. The record is from RefSeq and is a predicted model, not a curated record.
AGGCACCACUGUUUCCUUCUGCGCUCACCCCCUCGGCCAGCGAACGGGCGAUUUUAGGCAGCAGGCGCCACCGCUGUGCUUCCCUGAGGUCCUUCGAUGCGCUUCUGGCCCUCCAGUAGCAGCAGCGCAGGUCAGACAGCAGCCAAGUGCGAGCAAUGGUUGUCAGGAGACACGGAUCCCACCACAAUGAUCGACCGCACCCCCUCGUCCUCGCAGCUCGAGCCGUCCAAGACGCGGCCACGGAAGUCGUCUCUGGCGGCAAUGCUACCGCUCCCAGUACUAUCGGCGCGUCAGGUCGACGACGAUGAGAGGCGGGAGGCACUCAGCGCGACCCUCCUGCGGAAGUCCAAGUCGGCUCUUCGCAACAUCCGUUCCCUCAUCCUUACGGACAGUCCCCCCUCGAGCCAGAUCAUCGACCCGCCCUUCCCUCUCGAAGACAAGAUACACUCGGCCGCUACGAAACCGCGGAAUGAACCUCGCCCCCAGACUUCGGUCGAUUCCAGUGUUGAGGUGGACGAGGUGAUCGUCGACAAGCUGGAUGAGGCAGAGACCUCAACGGACUCGAACGAGGACAGUUGGAGUCCGCCGGGUACGUCCAGCAUGCCAUUCGAGGAAAGCGAUCAGCGGGACGGCCUCGCCAACGACAUGGCUCUCAACCCGCCUACCUUCAAGCAGCGUGCCCUUCGCGCUGUUGGCCGCUUCUUCACCAGGAGGUUUGGCGAUGAGGAGACGGAGAGCAACUACAUCGACGACCAAUGGUACGCGACCCGUAACCUGCGCUUCCUUGCCGCUGUGUGGUUCAUAGUCGUCUGGGCUCUCGGAAUCGGAUUUGCUCAUCCUCUACACGUACUUAUGGACAAGAUAUGGUACUACGGGGUCGGCUUAAUAUGCGCUUUCGCCCCCACGUUCCUCAUCGUCGCUCGGUGGCACAAGAAGCACCCUAUCCUAUACCAAAUUGUCGUUUGCGUAUCGACGUGGUCAUGGUCUUUCUAUGUGAUCCUUGCAAUGUACUUCUGUGGGUUCUACGACACUGGAAGGCACCAUACAUACUUUUCGUGCGAUGGGAAGGACUAUAUCGCAGCCUUCUACUACUUUACGGCUCUGCAAACGACUGCACUGUUCGGUCUGAACCUGCAUCGGUUGCCUGCGCUUUUGGGCAUGGUCAGCUUCUUCGUCGUUUCAAUGGCUCUCAUCGUUCCGGACCACCACACGUGGACCAGAAGCAUGAUUAACUUCUUAGUGUUCCACAUCUUCUUGUUGAUCCUGCAUUAUCACCGAGAAGACUCCGAGCGCCGUCUCUUCAAGAUGAGAACGAGGUUACGGAAGCAGUACCGGGACGUAGUCGCCGCACAGUAUCAGCGGACGAAGGCGUACGAAUCGAAGGCUCGGCUGACCAGCUACGUCUUCCAUGAGGUCAGAGUACCCUUGAACGUUGCUUUCCUCGCUGUCCAGAACAUCGAGGCCACUGGCGUCAUCGAUGACCAGAGUCGUGAAGACUUCGAGGCGCUGAAGGGGGGCCUCAGCAACAUGUCUCAGGUAUUGAACGACGUGCUCGAUUUUAAUCGACUGGACAGUGGGCGGUUCGAGUUCGCCAAUGCACCUUUCGCAUUCCACCAGGCCGUACGAUCGCUCAUUGUCCCCUUGGAGAUUGCGACGAACGCGCGCAAUCUCAAGUUCAAGGUUAAUGUGGACCCUAACAUCGACAAGGUCGCCCGACAUGCCGCAUACCGCGCUCUAGGCAAAACACCCGAGGAAUUGGACGAACGUGAACGGAACGACCAGUAUGAUGGCUUCGUCGUCGGUGAUCAAGCUCGCCUUCGCCAGGUCAUCACCAACCUCACCAGCAACGCCUGCAAGUUCACGCCAGAAGGCGGAAGCCUGACGCUCACGACUAGGCUGCUGAAGCCGCAGCGAGACCCGCUGUCAACUAUGCGGACGGAUAGCACGGUCGUGGAGGAUGUCAACGGUCAAGCUCCGCUCUCCACGGUUCAUCUGGAGGAGCACAAUCGCGGGAUGGGUAGCGUCUCGCUGUCAGAUGCGGAUCGGAUCCUGGUACGCGUCGAGAUCUCGGAUACAGGUGUAGGCAUCAAGCGCGAGGACAUCAUGCAGGGCAAGUUGUUUUCUCCCUUCAAUCAAACCUCUCUCGGCAUCCAGCAAGGGGGCAAGGGCAGUGGGCUCGGUCUCGCACUCGUGCGCUCCAUCGUCAAGCAAUGGGGCGGCCGCCUUGGUGUGAAGUCUAAGGUCGGGGAGGGCUCGACAUUUUGGUUCGACGUACCGCUCGGAGUGGGCAAUCGCAUACCGCGCAAGGAUCUGCAGGUUCUCAUGGCGGAUGUGCCCGGCAAGGAUCCGGUUGCGGAUGGGAGUGGGCAUGAGCCGUAUGCGCUGCGUCCGAGCCAGAUCAAGUUGAGCGAGGCGCAGUCUUCGGCGGCAAUGAAGGGGUUGAUGGAGCAGGCCGGUCACGUCAACAUCUCCUUGCCACCGUCAAGGCGUGGCGGACAUGCGCGACGACCGUCAGCGCAGCUCAGAAGAGGAUCGCAGGUGUCAUCGAGCCUAUGGACCAGCUGCAGUCCUUCGUCCAUGGACGACUCUGGGGUGGCAGGCUCGCAUCGCCGGAAGUCGGACGCCAGCGGCUCGUAUUUCCCCGAAGGCGCGGAAGCAGUACGUGAGGACGCGGCCCGACUGAGGGAGGACGGUGUCGCGGUGUGGAAAGAUGGUGUGGCGCGUGAGGAUAGUGGUUUGACCGUGCGAGCAUAUGGCGAAACGUUCCCAGAUGCGGCGCAAGCCAAGGGCGACGCAGCAUACGCCAGCGGCGAGACAUCGCGGGCGAACGGCUCUGUCGCCCAAGAUGAUACACCGGCGAGCAGCUCGCUACGGUCGCGCCCUUCGCCUUCGCCGUCUGGUCUUCCCGUCCUGGUUGUCGAGGACGACGACGUGACAAGAAGCGUCAUGGUGCGAACGCUGCAGCGCCUCGGGUGCGACGUGACAACGGCCUACGACGGGAUGAACGCGCUGGAGGUGCUCGGCGUGCCCGUGCCAGUUGGCACACCAGGGUCAACCGGAACGCCGUGGUCCGAAAAGGGGCUGGAUGAGUUCGAGCGGAGGUUUACGGAGACCGGUGCGGCGGAUAGUAUCCAUGGGGAGCCGCGUGAGGCGGAAGAGGGCCCGUUCGCGCUGGUCUUGUUGGACAACCAGAUGCCGAGGUUGUUCGGGACGAAGGUGGCGAAGUACUUGCGGCGGGCGAGGAGGCGAGACUUCGUGGUGGGAUUGACUGGGAACGCGAUGGUGCAAGACCAAAAAGAAUUCAUCGAUGCAGGGGUCGACAGGGUGUACACCAAGCCAACGACGAAGGAUACGCUACUGGAGGUUCUUGCAGCUGCAAGAGAGAGGCGCAAGGCGCGUACAACCCCUAUCAACAUCCCUAUGCGACCACCUCCGGAGCUUCGCCCACCACCAGCAUCGUCAUCAUCGCGAUCCCAGUCCAGUUCGCGCUCGGACCUUCCCCCAUCACAAUAACCGCAUUGACCAUCCAACCAUCCAAUUGUCCGACCAGUCAUCGUCUCUUCUUGUUGCUGUCCGAUAUCUGGGACUUGUGUGCUUGUCUUACUUGCUGUGUACUACUAUUGCUCUGUCGGAAUACCUGGGGACUAAGUAUUCGCUAUUAAUUACGCCUCUUGGCAAGUCCAUGUCUUGCUCAUGUUCUACCAGUUGCGACCUGCGUGUCGCUCUGAUUGACGAGUCUAAUCUUACCAGAUGUACUGUUGCGAGUAUAUACUUCACCACCCCGCCUCUACGGUUAUUUAACGUGCGUCAGUAGAGAACAAUACUGUCUGCAUCGCGCGAUC